This is a messenger RNA of Zygosaccharomyces rouxii, 723 nucleotides long. RefSeq lists its product as uncharacterized. The transcript has a single exon. Lineage: Eukaryota; Fungi; Ascomycota; Saccharomycetes; Saccharomycetales; Saccharomycetaceae. Bases 1 to 723 code for a protein of 240 amino acids. The record is from RefSeq and is a predicted model, not a curated record.
AUGUACAUUCCUAAGCAAUAUAACGUCGACGACAUUGAGAAACAGGUCCAAAUAAUUAAGGACUAUCCGCUGGGUACUCUAUUCUCUUCGAGACCUGUGUCGAAGGGAUUGUUCGGUUUCGGAAAAGGUGAUGAAUCUGAGCAGCCUGAUUCCGAUAUGUGUGCUAGUCACAUUCCCUUUUUCUUUGUAGAAUCUCCCGAGGGGAAGCACAAGCUAAUUGCUCAUCUUUCGGCGAAGAAUCAGCAUGCAAACCAGCUAGAGAACACUUCCAAGUGCUUAGUGACCUUCCAAAGUGUAGAUUCCUACAUUUCACCAUCCUGGUAUCCUCUCAAAGAGAAAACGCACAAAUUCGUUCCCACAUGGGAUUUUGCAGCAGUCCAUGUCUAUGGGACACCAAAAAUAAUACGCGGAGAUAAAGAAUGGCUUCUAAAGAUGUUGAACCUUCUGACGAACCAGGAAGAGGGAAAGCGUCCUGAAGGUGAGGAAUUCAAGGCCAAAUGGAAAGUGUCGGAUGCACCGGAAUCAUUUCUGGAUGGAAAGCUAAAAGGUAUAAUUGGGUUGGAAAUCGACAUUACCCACAUGGAAUCUAAAUUCAAGUUUGAUCAGGACAGUAGCCAGAUCAACGUAGAUGGUGUUAUAUCAAAUCUCGAAAAUGAGGUUGGGGGAGAUAAAGGUGGAGAUAUGGCGAAAUUCACAAAGGAAUGCUAUCCCGACAGGAAAUAA